AUGAUAAAUUUAGUUUUAGUUCAUUACGUUGCUACGAUAGACGAAAACCCUGAGCCGGGGACUGUGAUAAAUUUUGGUGAGCAAUAUUCAGCCAGAGUGAAAGACGAAGAUAUUGGAAAAGCUGGGGUGUUUGCGUUAAAGUUGGAAAAUAACAAUAAUACGUUUGAAAUAAAUCCGACGGUUGCAGAACGCAAUGCAGACUUUAUUAUAACCGUUCGAGAUAACACAUUCAUCGAUUAUGAAUUAUACAAAGUUUUAUCGUUCAAGAUUGUAGCUCAGGAAGUUGGUCCAGCCACAAAUCUAUCAGCGUCAGUGCCAGCUACAAUAUUUUUAAGAGAUAUAAACGAUAAUCCGCCAAUAUUUGACGAACAAUCAUACGAGAUAACAUUAUCUGAAAACGUAACUGCGGGUUCACGCGUGAUUCAGGUACACGCAACUGACAAAGAUACAGGUGUUUAUGGCAGUAUCCGAUAUACCGGUAUAACCGGAGAAGGCAGUCAAGCUUUCACUAUGGAUUCAGACACCGGAUUAAUAACUGUCGCUAUGGGUUCUUCCUUAGAUCGUGAAGUAGCAGCAAGACUUGUAUUAACCGUUGAAGCUCGGGAUGAAAAUGGCAAUGGUAACAGUGGCGUUGUUCCUUUAAUAGUUAAUCUACUUGACGUGAAUGAUAAUGCACCAAUAUUUGAAAAGGACGUUUACGAGUUUAUGUUGAACUCUGAUCUAACUAAUUUUACAUCACCAGCUUUGAUAAAGGCGAUCGACGCUGACGCAGAGCCACCCAACAAUGUAGUUAGAUACGAAUUAGUUUACGGAAACUACGGGAAGAAAUUCGAUUUAAACGAAACGAGUGGUGAAUUAAUACUUUUAUUACCGAUUACGAAAUUCAGACAAAAGAAACAGAGCGCAUACGAGAAAUUUUCGAAGAAAGCUAAAACGAAAUUUGUCAAUAGUCAAGAAGAAAUACGAAACGAUUUCUUAAUGGUGACUAGAAAUGUGAACGAAUCUACGAGGAUUAAUUUGGGAAAUUUAACGAAGGAAAUGUCGACGGAAGUUAUAAAGAAACGACGAAAACGAGCUGACGACGAUGCACUGUACACUCUCACUGCCAGAGCAUACGAUCUAGGUGUACCGCAUCUUUCAAGUACAACAAAAAUUCGGAUCCUCAGUGGAAUCGCAAUGGAAGCACGCAUAAUGAUGUUCGUGGUGCCAGGAGAACAGCCGAACUCAACGAAAACUGCUGAAACUUUAGCCGCUAUUACAGGUGGUCGAGUGACUGUGUUAGAAACGCGACCUUAUGUUCAACGGAAUGACACUGGAAGUACAGGGAUUCUUCCUGGAGGAGGGAAAAAGAGUAUUAUCGUGGCUCGCGUCGAGCAAACGGAACCAGGUACGUCUUUGGUAGAUGUAGAAAAGAUUCGAGAAGCUUUAGCUGCGAAUGGAGUCGGGAUCAUUGCUGGAAACGCGAUUAUGAACACGAGUAUACAUAUCGACAAUACAAACGUUCCUGUUGAUGGUACUCAUACAAAUGUCAAUGAUGGUCAAACGACUCUUAUUAACAACACUAUUGCUAUUGUUCCAAGCGAAGAAGUGACGGUGUACAAAGCAGAAAACAAAUUAUUAUUCUGGCUUCUGAUAAUCCUGGUGUUACUUAUACUUUUGGCCAUUGCCGCGUUAAUUAUCUGCUGCAUAUGUCCUGGAUGUCCUUUUUAUAUGGCACCCAGAAAAAGACGAGUACAUUCGUCAGAAACAUUGGUGGUACGAUCAGAUGGAAGACCAAAACGACAUCUUCAUCGGCAGCCUGCGGUAGCUACCGAAGUAUCGUGGAAUGGAAGGAAACAGGCAUGGAGUGCUGAUCCAACAAGAAGAAAUUGGCAAUUCAAUAGAAGAAACGUAAAGAAUUGUUCGCUUCCUGGCGACGUUGCUUACAUUUCUGGGCAACCAAACGACGUUCAAAUGAACCUUGAAGCUCAAAGAUUAAGAGAUGAACAUUCUUACGAUCACUCGAGGAAGAGCAGAAUAAAUGAACAAGAAAGAAUGUACAUGGAGGAUGUGGAAGAUCAAAAGGCAAGAGGUUAUCGUACUGCUGAAUUGGACUCUUUACAACGACACGAAAUAGAAAGAGGUUCCGAUCUGCAACAUCAAGCUUAUAGGCAAAGAUUCGUGGAAGCUGACAUGAACGAAGAACCAACUGUCAGAGAGCAACAUUUCUACCGCGAAGGAAACGCUGAAGUCUUACGGCUAGUGACACGAGGACAAGUGGAAGAUACGACAAGCCAUCUUCACCAACCUCAUCAUCACCGCCCAACAGCCUUGAUCGUAGAUGGCAAGGAUAUAAUUCUGCAAAGAUUCAUAGAAGACCAGAAGUCGAGGCACGAGUUGUCGAUGCAGGACAUCGAAGCAGCUCGUAGCAUGGAAUCGCAUCAACGAUCGAAAGAAGUAUGUCAGCAACAACAGCCAGAGAUAAUCCUGAUACCGGACAGGUUGGAUCUCGGUCAUAGGCAGCACAUCGAAGAAAUAAGACCUAACGUGCAGAGGCUAGUGAUCGAUCACGGUGACUAUGGUUCGCAAAAGAUAGACAAAGAAUCUCUAAGGGAAUCUCAGAUGAGAGAAACUAUGAGGCAAGAGAAGCAAGAGGCUGUGGCAAGUGGUGCUCCAAUUGCUGACAGACCGUCGGUCGUUACCACAGAUCACGUUCAAGCAAAUAGCAGCCAGUAUCCGUUCCACGACUUGGAGCUAGCAAGACAAAACGCGCUAUUGACUCGAUUACUACUCGAAAAAGAAAACCGUCGUGCAGGAGCCGGUGGAGUGGACUCCACAAGUUACUUAGAAACGCAAAGCCUUCCCGGGCAAGUAGCGAUCGCUACUCAAACUGACAGAACAGCGGCCACUCAAACGGAACGUCAGGUGAAAAGUAGAAGCGACAACGACGAAUCCGACGAGGAGUCAAGACACAGGAAAAAAUUGAAGUCUAGGAAGAAGUACGGCGAUGGAGAUUGGAAAAGGUCUAGAACUCUGUGGAUGAAGUCGCCGAUCGAAGAAGAAGUGAGUCCUUGUUUCGAUAAACGAUUGAGCAUUCUGAGGAAAAAGGUGAGGGAGGUGAAAGAAGGCAGGAAGAUUUCUCUGGAGCCGGAUGUACUGAGGGAAAUCUCGGAUUCUUUGGAUGGAAAUGGAAGUUCGUACAAAGGCGAAGACGACGAAACGAUGCGGAGUUAUCAAAAAACCGAACGCACGAGUAUCAGUUAUAAGAUUCUGAACGAGAAGGAGACUGGCUCGCAAUCUUCCGAGGAGAUACGCAAGGAGAGGCACGAGAAAAGUUGCGAGGACGUAACUGACGAUCAAAAGAUGAACGUCACCGAGUCUACUUCCUCGCCAGAAAUAAAAGUUCAACGCGAAAAGUACGUCCGCGAGAAGGCAGACGGCAGAAGUCCGAAAAAGGAGGGAAAAUCGAAGACACAGAAAAAGUCAGAUAGCGUGAUAAAGCCGAGUUUCAGGAUUCUUGAGAAAGAGUUUACAAUGCUAACGAAGAAGCUGAGCAAACUGGGUGACAAAAAAUUUCAGGAGAGCACUGGCAGCGACAGCACGAGCCAGGAGAAAUCAGAUUCGUUUGCGAAAGAGUCGAAAAAGGACUUGGAUCAGAAAAGCGCGAAAAAGAUGGAUUCCUCGAGUUCUCAGAAACAAACAGCUGAAUGUACCGCGAGCUCGUUAAAGGCCGAACAGAAAGGAAAACAGAAGAAGGAGUCGGCCAUAGCUAAAACGAAACAAAAGCUGAAAUAUCAACAGAGUCAAGUGAUGAGCACGGGAAGUUCCGAGUUCGACGAUGCUCUUGACAAACCGAAGAAAUUUUGCGGAACUCGUCACGAAAGCGUGAAACAGAAGCAACCAAUGAGCACUCAAGGUCAUGCGAAAGUGAAACGUCAAACGCAAAUGGAGCGACGAGAACCUAAGAAGCAAAUGUCCGAAUUUCGAGACGAAGAAGUUGAGAAGCGAAAGGAAGGUCCCUCGAAGGAAACACCAAAGGCUGAAUUAAAGUCUGAGAGGAUUGGGAAAAUGAUGACGAAAGCACCAAAACUGGGUACUAUAUCUCGUAAACAGAACAUCGCUGAAGAAACCAGCACCAGUACAGAAGAAAAAAGAGGAGGAAGAGAUGCGUUUACUCCAAGAGAUUUCGAAAAGAAAAGCAGUACAGAUUUUUCAGAAGGAGAUUCAAAUGGCGUACAGCAACGCGUGGUGGAAAGGUUUCCAAAGAAAAUAAUUGAAAAAUUUAGCGACGACUUCGUUGAAGAACCGAAGAAAGAAAUCGUGGAACAACAAGUAACAAUUCCUAUGGGAGAAGAGCGGGAUACAACGAACGUAGAAAAACACAAGAUUGUUACAGAGAAAGAAUUAUGUAUUCCUGACACAAUACAGGUGUCAAAAAAUGGGAUGAAGUGGAUUCGAGAUACAGUUGAAGAACAUGUGAAAUCUGAAGAAUAUAUAAGUGCAAAGAAAUCGAUCGAUGAUUCUACGGCUCAUGCUAAAGAAGAAUUGAUUGCAGGUUUUACGGCUAUUGAUAUGAUGGCUGCAACUAAAAAAGAAGAGCUCAGUGAAACUACCACACGAGAUCGACAAACUGAUAAAACUUCGUCUGAAAAAGAACCUAUGGAGAGUAUAAAAUAUAGCGAUACAGCUGAAGAAAAAGAAAGUACGCAGACAGAUAAAUUAACGAGCGAAGCUGAAAAAGACAUAGCUGAACGUAUAAAGGAUAAAUUAGAAGAUUAUAAGGAAGAAGAUAAAUCAUUAGAUGAGUCCAAAAAGCAAAUUGAAAUGAAACCAGUGCGCGAAUUAGAAGGGCGGAAACAAGACGAUAAAGAAGAUGAUAAGUACGAGUAUUUGGAGCAGAAAAUGAAAAGGCUGUCAAAAGAUGUUGGGAAAGAGAGUGUGGCUUUAAAAGAGCUUAAAGGGACAGAAGUAGAAUAUAGAGCUGAAGGAAUUUCUACAGGAAAGGAAGAAGCAGAAAAAGAACUAGAAGUCAAAGUCGAUGCUCCUAAAGAAGAAAAACGUAAUGAUAAAAUAGAUACAAUGCAAAAGAUCGAAAAACCAAUUGAGAAAUAUAUAAAAACUGAAAUGCCAAGUAAUGAACAGGACAGUGUGAGACAAGAUGUGGCAGAUGAAUCAAAAAUACGCGGGGAAAAAGAUAAAACAGAUAAAACUAAUGGAGAAGAGAAAACUAUCGAAGAGAAGGAAGGUUCAAUACAAGCAACAUCCAGUGACCAGGAGAAAAAAAUGACCGACUCAGACACGAUUGAAGUUCCCCGUGAAAAAGAAACUACGUCAAUGAUUGAAACUUACGAUCGAAAGGCUGAAGAAAAUGUUUUUUUAGAUGAGCAGAAAAAGUACGACGAAGACGUUACAAGAAUUAAACCUGUUGAUCAAAUUGUAGAAAGUACUUUCGUAGAUGAAGAUAAAAAAGGCAUUAGUGAUAAAAACGAAGUCAUGGUGGAAGCUACAACUGAAGAUGACAAAGCUGUUGAAAAGGCAAGUGAGGAUUAUAACAUUACUGAAAAAGUAACUGAGGAUGAAAAAUUUGAUAAGAAAAUAAUGGAUGAUCGUAAAAUUUUUCCAGAAGCAACUAUGGAUCAAGGAGUUGGUAGAGAAAUAAAUAAGGAUCAGAAAAUUGAUGAACAAGCAAGGGAAAUUGAUCAAAUUACUCGAGAAGAACAUUUUGGGGAUCCCAAAAUUAUCGAAGAAACAACGACAGAUCAAAAAAUAGAUAAAGAAAUAACUGAGGGUCAGAAAGUUGAUAAAGAUAUCACUAAGUUUACAAAAAUGGAUACAGGAACGAAAGAGGAUGAUAAAAUUCUUGAUAAGAUACCAGCGGACCAUAAAAUUAUUGGAGUUACUGGAGACAAAAAGACUUCUAAAGAAACAACUGAGCUUGAAAUUGCUGAAACAGUAAUUCCAGAUGAUAGAAUUAUUAAAGAAACAACUGAAGAUCAGAAAAUUGAUGAAAAAGCAGCAGAGGGGUAUAAAAUUUCCGAAGAAGCUACUACGGACAAAGAAAUGACUAAAUCGACAACUACAGAUUAUAAAACUAGUAAAGAAACAAGGGAUGAUGACAAUAUUGAUGGAGAAGCAACUGCAGAUCAGAAAAUUGGUAAAGAAACAAAAGACGAUGAUAAUAUUGCUGGAAAACCAACUACAGACCAGAAAAUUGGUAAAGAAACAAAGGACGAUGAUGAAAUUGCUGGAAAACUAACUGCAGAUCAGAAAAUUGGUAAAGAAACAAAGGACGAUGAUGACAUUGCUGGAAAACCAACUGCAGAUCAGAAAAUUGGUAAAGAAACAAAGGACGAUGAUGACAUUGCUGGAAAACCAACUGCAGAUCAGAAAAUUGGUAAAGAAACAAAGGAUGAUGACAAUAUUGAUGGAGAACCAACUACAGAUCAGAAAAUUGGUAAAGAAACAAAGGACGAUGAUGACAUUGCUGGAAAACCAACUGCAGAUCAGAAAAUUGGUAAAGAAACAAAUGAUGAUGACAAUAUUGAUGGAGAACCAACUACAGACCAGAAAAUUGGUAAAGAAACAAAGGACGAUGAUGACAUUGCUGAAAAACCACCUGCAGAUCAGAAAAUUGGUAAAGAAACAAAGGACGAUGAUGAUAUUGCUGGAAAACCAACUGCAGAUCAGAAAAUUGGUAAAGAAACAAAGGACGAUGAUGAUAUUGCUGGAAAACCAACUGCAGAUCAGAAAAUUGGUAAAGAAACAAAGGACGAUGAUGACAUUGCUGGAAAACCAACUGCAGAUCAGAAAAUUAUAGAAACAAUUGAGAAACAAGACACUAUUAAAGAAGAAACUAAACAUUAUAAAACUGUUGAAAAAGCAACCGAGGACUUCAAAAUUACUGAACUAGAAGCUACAUAUCAUAAAAUGGUUGAAAAGACAACUGAGGACCACACAAGUGUUGGCGAUCUCGGAAUUUUAACAGAAACUAUCGUUGAUUUCAUUGGUAAAGAGAAAACAUCCGGUGAGGAGAAGAAAAUUUCAAUGGAAAUCGAUAAGGACAAAGUUGGUAAAGAAGAAGCUAUUUUUUUAGACAAAGAAGAGGUGCCUGGUGAGCAAGCAGGUACUACAGAUCUUAAAUCGGAUGAUCAGCAAAUAGAUAAAGAGAUUGGAAAUGGAAAGAGAAAUGGAAAAGAAGAAGCCGUAGAUAUUACGUCUGAUAAUGAAAAUGAAAAGAGAAAAAGUAGUUCCCCCAAGGAAAGGGAAACUUCCACAAAAAAAGAAGUUACGAAAGAACCAGUUGCUAGCGACGAUCACAAAACUAGUGAGAGAGAUGUUUCUAUUGACGCGAAGAAGGAAACACGUGUUGAAGAAGAAAAAGAAAUUGUAAAAAGCGAAGAAACCAAAGAACAAGCAAGUAUUAUCGACGAUAAAGAAAAGGAAAAAUAUCACGAUAAAGAAGAAAAAAUAACUAUAGAGACUGUAAAAAUUGAUGACCAUCCGAUCGAAGAAAAAGAAAUUAAUAAAGGAAUGCAAAAAAUAGAUGAUUCCAAAACUACUGAGAAAGAGAGUACAGAAACAGAAGAAAUUGAUGACAGUCAAAUUCCUGUCGAGGGAAUUGUUCCAGAAACUUCAGAAAUUAAACAGCAAAUCACAAUUGAAAAAGAGGAUGAUACAUCAACGAUUCAAGAUUAUCAGAUCGAUAAAGAAGUUAUUCCCAUGAAAAUACCUGAUGACACCACUGAAGAAAAAGAUGAUUCGUCAAAAAAAUCAACCACUGAGAAAGAAGAUAGUGAAACAACAAAGGAUUCAACGGAAAUGCCUACUUCAAUCGAUAGUGAUAUGAAAAAAGAAAGUCCAAUGGAGACAUCAGCUGUUGAUGAUCACAUUGAUAAAACAGAUGGUGUCCUCGAUACAUUAACGAAUGGCAAAGGAUCGAUAAUUUCGAGUACUGAAAAAGAAAUUGCAACUAUCGAACAAUCAUCUACAAACGAUAGAAUUAUCGAGAAAGAAGUUGCUUCGUUAUCUUUCGACAACAGAGAAGAGAAAGAAAAGAAUGGAGUCCAAAUUUCGGACAUUAAUAAAUCUCCGACUCCUGGAAUAGAUGGCGAGUCCGGGGCACUUGUGGAACCACCAGUAGACGAUAAACAAACGAAAGAAGACGUGGGGAAAGAUAAAAUUAUUGAUCUCUCGGAUGACAAAAUAAUAUCAACUUCAAAGGAUGCGGCGAAAAAGGUUGAGCAAAUUAAUGUUCUUGAAGAAGCAAAGGAAGAAGAAUCCGACGAAAAGAUAAAAAUCGAUGACUCCUCGAGAGAUGAAGCGACAAAAUUAGUGGCAGAAGAACCUGUCGAAAAAUCAGAAAUUGGUAAACCUUUAAAGGACGAGCCAGCAUCACCGGCGAAAGAAAGUCAAGACACCGCCGAGGAGUUAUUCGAAAAAACGCACGAAGUGAGCAAGGAACCCGAGAAACUUUUGGAUAAUGAAACAGCAGAUAGCAAACUAGCACGAACUACCGAGAAGGUGGAGCAGUUGCACGAACCAUCAGGUAAAGUGAGCAGUAGUUUUCAGGAAAUCGAAUUGGUUGAAACUUCCCCGCAGAUGUACGAGACGACAGAGAAAGAAAAGUUUGCGUUUGAUUCCACUAUACGGAAAGCUUCAACAGAUUCCGGGAAAAUAUCCGAAUCCGAAGAGCAGUUGAAGUCAGAGAGCGAGCAAACUGAAUUACAGGAAGUAGAACAAUUUGUUGAGGAACAAACUUUUACCGCGGAGGAAGCCGACAUUCAGAGGGAGGCAUUUCCGGAGGAACAGUCAAAUAUGGGAUUUAAUGUACCUACGAUUGUCCCCAAUGGCCAAUCAGAUAAGCAAGAUCUAACGAAGCCGAAAAUGGAUAAAACUUUGCCUCUAGAGGAAGAUAUAGGGCAAGAAGAGAGGCAGGAAAUACCUGUUGAGGGAAAAUUUAUAGACGUAAGCCUUCCACUUUUUACAAGCAUAAUAGAUACGGUGGUUGAUUCUGAAGAUAGUGAUUCAUCGAGUGAUAUUUCCAGGAAGACAACGUUAACUACCAGACCGUAUCAGACACCACGACAUCGCGCUCCACAACUGUCUGAGAAAGAAAUUAGUCAAAAGGAGGAGGCAACUGAACUACAGGACAUGGAAGAUGAAGAACGAGUGACGAUAUCGAUCGAAGAGAUAGUAGAUGAGGACGUAGAAUCUUCGAAAGAAGACAAAAUGUUCGUGGAAUUUGAAGAUACAAGCGAGGCAGAAGAAGAUAAAGAAACUGUAUCAAGGGAAAGGACUAUGGAUAUACAAACGCAUUUUAGUCCAAAGAAAAUAAUCACAGCGACUGACAGAGAAGAUAUGAAGAAAGACGAGCAAGCAGAAUCUGCAUGCAGUUUAGAACUGGAUAAAGAAUCCUCUACUAGUACAAAAUUAGAAUCUGGGACGAAGGAGUUUGAUACGAAGGCUGACAGACAAGAUAAAGCUCGUGACAAAGAAUGUUCGACUAGUACGAAACAUGUAAAGGAUACGAAAAUAGAUUCUGGAACGAAAGGCUACGAUAGAAAGCCUGAUAGACAAGAUGAGGUUCGUGAGAAAGAAUCGUCGACUAGUACACAACGUGUAAAAGAUACAGAACUAGAACACGAAAUGAAAGACGACGAUAAAAAGGUUGAUAAACCAGACGAACCGUCAUUAAUUUCUAAACUUGCAAAAACCGAGACCUUUAAAGUUACUGAUAGAAGAAUGAAAGAGCUGGAAAAGAAAAGAGUAAUUCCACGAAGGAAGAAAAAAAGUUCUUCCGAGGAAUCUUCGGAGGAAAAAGCAACUCAUUUUCACGAUGUAACGAGUCACGGUGGGUAUCGGACACGUAGAAAGCUCCCGGAAGAACAACCGAAGCAAAAAGAUAGCGAUCAAACGAAACAAUCAAGGAAACGAGAUGAGGAGUCACGGCGAAAGCAAUCUCUGUCGAAAUUGAAAGCCGAAAAGGACAAGAAAUCAUCCAGUAGCAGCGAGAAAUAUCCAACUCCGCCGAAAACAGGAGAAAUCGAUACGAGUAAGACACGACCGAAAUACAUGGCCUGGUACAAAAAGAAUCGAGAAGAAAUGGAAAAGAAACGAGCCGAAUUAAUGGCUACGGACGACGAGGAGCAACUUCCUCGAUGGUUACGAAGGAGUAUGAAAAAUCAAAAAACUGAGAAGGAAAGUAAAAAGUUAUCGAGCCAUAAAACUGCUGACACGACUCCACGAACGAGACGCAAAGUGAAACCUUUGGUAAACGUCGAGUCUGAACAAUUGAAAGCUAUCGUUCGUCAAGGAAGAAAAUUAAGGAGAGCCGAAGGAGGAAAAAACGAAGAUCCACCGGUUCAAAUAUUCGCGACAACGCCACCCUCGACAUCGCAAGAUCCUAAAUAUCAUUUGCUACAACAUUCUGAAUACAAAUACGAAAAGAUAUCUGCGCCAUUUUACCUUCAUCCUCCACCUGCUCCUCAUCCCUCGCCGCAAUUGUCACCAGAACAUUUUGAUAUUCCACCUACGAUGGAUCAAGGGUGUACCGGUGAAGAUUUCGAUUCUGGAAUAACAAUAUCGUUACAGGGUGGUAACAGGUUGCGACAUCAACAAUUAUUAGAAAAGAAAAGUGUAUUUGAUAUCGCUUACAGCGAAGCUGCCCCUUCUCAACUUCGUUCUGACAGUACUACACCUCCGUCUUAAAUUAGUAAUCAUUUGAGAAUCUUUUGUCUUUGUAGAAAACUAUCCUACUCUGUCGUUUAACGAUUUUUAAGAUAUUUAUUCAGGGUGGAUACAUUGUUAAACGUUUUUGAAUAUUUUACGCGACAAUUAACUUUAUACAAUUAAUCAGUUGUUACGGUUUAACAAGUGUACAGGAUAAGGUGAGGACAAAUUUAAACCUAUUACUAUCGAGCUCUUAAAUGUUAUGAAUUCUAAAAGAAAAAGGAAAAAGACACAAAUUAAACUAAAAAUGACUAAAUUACGCACAAAAAAUGCAGGGUUAAUUAUAACAUAAAGUAGAUUUCAAAAAUUGUCACGUUUUAGAAUUUACACUUUGAUAGAGAAUAACAUGAAACGAAUAUGAAAUUUGAAAAUGCAUUUAAUUAUAAAAUUUGAAAAAGCGUUUAAUUUCGGUCGAGAGUGAUAAGUAUCUAUACACAGUAUUUACUAUGAAAAUAACAUUGAAAGGAAUCUGAUAGAGUUUAAUACGUUUUACGUAUGUAUAUGUACAAAUUUUAUCAAUAUUCAUUAUGAAAUAAAAAUAUUUAAUAAUAUAGGUAAUUUUAUCUAAAAGAAAUCUAUAAAAUCUAACAUAAAGAAGCAAACAGAACUAUUCGCUAAAAAUUCUAAAAUAUAUUGUAUAGUGUUCACAACGUUUAUAUAAUAGGUCUCUAAAUUAUAAUAAUAUAGUUUAUUUUAUUUUUAAAUUUUACAUUAUAACACUUUUCAAAUUAAUAAUUUUAAAGCAUAAAUACCUUAAUAUCAUUUUAUAGAAAGUGGUAAAAUGGUAAAAUUGUCUCACUAAUGCCUAUCAAAGCAUGAUGGAAUUUUAAGAAAAGGUAUGUCUAUACUUUUCAGAAUGUUUAAACAUUAAUAGUAACAUUUACAUAAUUCUGUCUUAUAAUAGAUUUUUGCGUCUGUUUUAAGUAUGUCGCUAGUCUCAGUUUUGUGAGACACCCUUUAUUAUUACGUUAAAUAUGUCAGAAACCAUUAUACAUAUUCUUAUUCUUUUAUUGUUUAAUGAAUAUUAAUAGCAUUCUAUAAAAUCGAUAGCACAUGCUUUUAUCUGGUACAAACUAAGUUGCUUUAUGCGAAAGAUGAGUUUUUAUAACUCAUGAAGGUAAUUUAUGAAGCUAGGCAAUUGUUACAACCAAUCUCAUUAAUCCUAAUUGAUUACACGACGAGCUGAUUGAUUAUACUGAAUGGAUUACAUAGUGACUAAUUAUGGUCAUAAAACCACUUAUAGUACUCGUACGAUUUAUUGUUCAUUCUCAUUUAUUUAUUGAAUUAAUUUUAAAGAAAAUUGUACAAAUUCUUAAAAUUUACUAAAAACUGUACAAAACAACACUACAUUACUCGCAUUACUCUAUCAGAUUCCUGUUUCUUCAAAGAAAUUACUUCUUUAUAACUGGUUUUUUCAAAAUGAAUACUACUUUAAAGAACAAUUUUGUUAACGUUAUCGUCGUCUGAAGAAAAAAGGUAUACUGUUUCGAUGACCAAUUUUAGAUUAUAACUAUUAUUCCAAUAUUACGAUGUUUAUAAUUAUCUUGUAAAUACAUAU
This is a messenger RNA of Bombus pascuorum, 12265 nucleotides long. RefSeq names its product titin homolog. Gene Ontology annotation, cellular component: plasma membrane. The record is from RefSeq and is a predicted model, not a curated record. The transcript is spliced from 10 exons. Gene Ontology annotation, molecular function: calcium ion binding. Gene Ontology annotation, biological process: homophilic cell-cell adhesion. NCBI's taxonomy places the organism in Eukaryota, Metazoa, Arthropoda, Insecta, Hymenoptera, Apidae. Bases 1 to 10686 code for a protein of 3561 amino acids.